CCGAUUUUUAAGCAAGCAAUCAUUGAAAAAUCUUACCGACAUAAUAUUCAAUGCUGUUUAUAAAGGAUUUUUACUUUAGUGAAAACGAGUGUAAGCUUGCAAAUCACGUAAGCUUUUCUUUGUAUACAGUUGGACUAUUUCUCAUCGCAUUCGGUGGAUUCUUCGCCCUCAUAAUAUUACGAAAAAGGAGAUCAUCGAUACUGAAAAAUCAACGAACAUCGCGCACCCCUUUCUCUGAGGUAGAGUUUAAUGUUGCCACACCGCCAGACACCACCAAGAGUCGUAGAGUCAGUUUCUCAAGGCGGACCGGAGUUGCUGAAUUUGUUACCAAUGAAGCAACUACAACAUGGAGAAACUUUUAUGAGGAACACAACAAGUCAUUAGAAUCGUCAGGAAAUGAAAACAAUUUAGUAGAGAAUGCUCCGAGACAAACCAUUGAACAUAUUGGAAAAAGAAUAUUUGAUCAGCAGUUUGAAGAGGUAGAAGCGGUUGACUUCGGAGGGACUAUACACGCUAACCCCCAACAGUUUCAGGCAUCAUUCAACAAAAUAAACUUGACACAGGAAUUAGCAUCGCUUGAAUGUAUGACAGAUGAUUUAAAGUUUGUACCGUCCCAGUCCAAGUUUGAACAAAGCGCUUUAACUGAAUUGAGCAAGCCCUUCGGUAAUGAUAUCCAGUGUCCAGUACUGGAGGAUAUGACCAACCCCAUCAGUAUGAACUUCUCCAUUAUGCGACCCAUGAGUUCCAGUAAAUGUGAUGAUUUAGAUGAGAUCCAAAAUGAUUUAGAGAGAUCUAAGCCCAGCUCCAUGUGUCCUGGACCUAUGAAUCCAGGAAAGGACUUUUCUGGGUACAUUGAAGUAGCGGAUUUGGAUGUAACGCAUGGUGUAGUACACAAUGAUGGAUCAGAAAUGUCAAUCACUGACACAAUAGAAAUCCCAGAAGUACAGGAUGCUGUUAAAAAUUCUACACAACAAAGUAAACACAAAGUAGAUGAUGACUGGACUAACGAUAAGGAGAAUAUGGUAUUUAAUCCAUAUGUAGCACCAAAAGAAUCAUUAACAUUUGCUGUUAACAAAGUCUCUGAAGAAGUAUUAGUGUUUGAUGGAAAGAGACUGACAACUCAAUCAAUUACUAGUAAUAUUUCUGAAAAUAAAGAGAAUUUCCAGCACACCUUACUACCGAAUGCACCAAAAAGAAAAACUAUAAUACUGGAUGUUAAUGAUGACUUGCCUAACUUUAUUGACAACAACACUUCAAAGUCUAAUUUUAAUUUGUAUGCAUCUAUGCAUUCCACAGAUAAAGUGGCCAAUAAUACUUUUGAUAUUUGUGAUACAAGUCAUAUGCUAUCUUUUACACAAGUUAUUUCAUCAAAUAUAAAGGCAGCAAAGGGAGAAUCACUACAUGCAAAACAUUGCCACAGUAUGAUUCAAGAUAUAUCUAUAACUCAACCAGUACCUAAUAACAUAAUACAUAACGAGGGUAACAAGUUACAGGGUGACAACACUGAUAAACGAAAAACUAUAAUAUUUGCAGGUGAAUCUUGCGAUAUAUCUGUGACUCAAGCUCUGCAGUCUAAUAUAAAUUUUAAUAAUGAAAAAAUAUUACCUAAAAAUGGAAAUACAAUAAUAUUUGACAAUGACGCUCUUGAUAUUUCAAUGACACAGGCUUUGCCUACUAAUAUAAAUGUAAAUAUAGUCAUGAAUGAUCAAACUGACGUAAAAAACAAAAUUGAAAAAGAGGGCACUAUCCAAAAACGAAAAACAAUUGUAUUUGAUGACGAUUCUUGUAAUAUAUCACUUACAAAAGCUGUUCCAGUUAAUAUUAUUGGCAUUGAAAAUGAAUGUUGUAAUGGUCUGACGGGCGGUAAGAGUUCGGAUAUUGAAAAACGAAGAACUAUUAUAUUUGACCAAGAAUCCUGUGACAUAUCCAUAACACAAGCUCUGCCGACAAAUCUAAAUCUUAACAAAGAAAAUGUAGACAUAAAGUAUGUUAAUGAAUUUGAUAAUAAGCUUACGAGUAACAAAAAAUCUGAAAAACGUAGCACUAUUAUAUUUGAUAAAGAAUCGUGUGACGUAUCUUUGACUCAAGCUUUGCCUUCAAACGUUAACUUUAUAGAAAACAUAGAAAAUAAUAAUUUUAGUAAUAAUCAGAUUGCAGAUAAUAAGAGCUCAGGAAAACGUAGAACAAUAAUAUUUGAUAACGAUUCUUGUGACAUAUCUAUGACUCAAGCGUUACCCACAAAUAUUAAUAUAAUAGAAAACUUGGAAAGAGGCAAUGAAAAUGAUAACGAAAAUAAAGAAAAACGUAGAACAAUACUAUUUGAUAAAGAUUCUUGUGACAUAUCUAUGACUCAAGUGUUACCCACAAAUAUACUAAUAGAAAACUUGGAAAGAGACAGAGAAAAUGAUAAAAAGAGUGCUAGCAACGAAAAUGAAGAAAAACGUAGAACAAUAAUAUUUGAUAAAGAUUCUUGUGACAUAUCUAUGACUCAAGCGUUACCCACAAAUAUUAAUCUAGAAAAUUUGGAAAGAGCCAAUGAAAAUGAUGGAAAAAGUGCUAGCAAUGAAAAUAAAGAAAAACGUAAAACAAUACUAUUUGAUAAAGAUUCUUGUGACAUAUCUAUGACUCAAGCGUUACCCACAAAUAUUAAUCUAGAAAACUUGGAAAGAGCCAAUGAAAAUGAUGGAAAAAGUGCUAGCAAUGAAAAUAAAGAAAAACGUAAAACAAUACUAUUUGAUAAAGAUUCUUGUGACAUAUCUAUGACUCAAGCGUUACCCACAAACAUUAAUCUAGAAAACUUGGAAAAAUGCAUCGAAGAAUGUAGUGUUGAGCCUAUUCAAAAUUUAGAAAAACGUAAGACGAUAAAAUUCGAUAAUGAAUUUUGUGAUAUGUCUAUAACUCAAGCUUUACCUACAAAUGUAAACUUGAUAGAAAACUUAGACGUAGUAAAUGAAAUUAAUAAAUUGGGUAGGACUAAUGAAAAUUCUGAAAAACGUAGGACAAUAAUUUAUGAUAAAGAUUCUUGUGAUAUAUCUGUCACUCAAGCUUUACCUACUAAUAUUGAAAUCAAACAAAAUAUAGAUAACCAAACCAAAGACUUGAAUAAAAUUUCCGAAAAAUGUAAAACUGUAAUUUUUGACAAAACUUCUUGUGAUGUAUCUAUGACACAAGCUUUACCCACAGACAUUUAUUUUGAUGAAGAAAAUAUAAAACCACAGUUUGUAUUCCAAGACAACAUUUCAAAUGAGGUAUCAACAAAACGAAAUACGAUUCUAUUCGACGAUAAAGCGUGUGAUAAAUCGGUGACACCAGCUUUGCCAACUAAUAUUAGUGUCUAUAAUGAAAGCUUGUGUAAAGACUAUAGAGGCGAUAUAAAAUUUGGAUUAGAAAAUAGUUCAAUUAUAACUUGUGAUAAAACUUCAAAUGAAAUAUCAAAAGCUGACGUUUCACGUAAUACUGAAAUAAAAGAAAAUAUUAAUAAAAGUCAGCUUGCAAGUACUGAAAAUCGGGAAACGACUUUGAUGUUUGAUGUCAAUUACAAGUCUUCUGAUCGUAUUCAAAUUAAAACCGAUGAAACCCAUAAUGAUGACAUGGAAGUUACAGAUUUCUUUUUACACAAAUCAUCAAUCCAACUAAACACGUUUCCGCAAGAAGAUACAGCAUUAAAACCAAAUAAUACUUUAUCAAAUUCUGUAUGUGAUAAAAAUCUAGAUGCUAAUAAAACAAGUUAUUCACAAGUAAAUGUAUCGAAAACGGAAAUUGAAGCCCAUUUAAAUGAAAAAAAAGUUAAUAAGAAUUUAGAUAAUAUAGACAUUAAAAAAGAAUUACAUGGACAUUUAAACAAAGAAAACAACGAUAGGAACUUUAAUAAAUACGAUCAAAGUUCGAAUUAUUUAACUUGUGAAUCUGAAUUUAAAACAAACGUUUCUCUAUAUCAAGUGAUCACGAACAAGCAAAUAGAUGAAACUAGCGGAGAUAGCUGUAACGAUGAAUUAGUUGCAAGAAUGGAAGUAGACAAACCCAUUACCCGCGUUAAUGACAAAACCAAUAAUGUACACAACAUCCAUAAACAACGACCAAAAAAAUCUAUGCUUGAUGAACUUCUUAGUAUGUCAUCAGAUUCUGUUGAAUAUGAUUUAUCCAAAGUUGAUGAGAAGGAAGAUAUAAAUAACAGAACUAAGACAGAAGAUUUAGUUUUAAUGUCAAAUGAAGAUAAUUGCAAAGAAAGCAUAGUUGAAAGUAAAACCAUCCAGAAUAUUGAAAAUAAACUUGAAGUUAAAAUGAAAAAUAACGAUUCGGUUAUAUUUAUGGAAAAUCAAAUUAAUGAAAAUCAUAUAAUGAAUGAAUGCAGUUAUAAAGAAUCUCGGGAACAAUUUAAAAGUAACGUAGAAGAGGUAUUCGAAUUUAAAGAAGACAAAUCUAAUUUUAACAUGGAUUUAGACGAAAGUAUCAAGAUAGUUUCUGAAUCAAAUUCUCCCAAAACUUUUAAGUCUGUUAAAGAAGCAGACAAUACAAAAGAUUUGUUGAAAAUGCUUACCGACUUUACUGAUGGGGAUGAUGAAAAAUCUGCAAUCAAAGAAAUAGAAUAUAACACAAGAAGCGAAGGAUCUGAAAAACCAUCAAUUGUUGAAAAAAACAUAAAGGCAGCUAAAGGACCUAUACAAGAACCAAAACGCUUAAGUUUGGCGCCACGGCGACAAUCCAUAGCGAUAAGCCGAGAAGAUUUAUUGAACAACAUUUCGAUGGCUAAAGCUGCUUUACAGCAAUCGCGUUUUGAAGUAGACGAAACUGACAUCAUGGAUGACACGUCAGAACUAAUUGAAACUCAUGAAAUAAACGACACACAUCAAUCUAACAGGAUGAGCAGCGAAGUCGUUAAAAAGUUAGAAUUCGAAGACGAAUCAGUAAGCGAUACGAGUAUUAAAUCGUACAUAAAGAUAAGUCCUCUGAGGAAACCAGCUGUUGAUGAAACAACUUCAAUCAACGACAAGAAAGAGAAAGUUAUCCCUACCUUUUUGACAGAUGUUUCAGUUUCGUUGAAAGAGUUAAUGCAUGACCUCGUGAAACCAAACUCAGAUGCUCCAUUAAAAAUCAACUUUUUAAAAACAAAUACUAUUUCAACCCGUAAUGCAAAAGUAGAAACAGACAUAAUUAAAUCAAGCCAAAUUGACGUGAGACAAGAAGAAGUUCAAUGCCGUCUCAAAAAUAGUGAUGAAUUUGUCUCAAAAGGUGACACUAAAAACGUAGGUCUAGAAGUUGAUACUUUUGGUCUCGAUAAUUACGUUAAAUCUUCAGUAUCUGAUUCCAAACCUAUAAGCAUAGUUCAACAUUCAUUAGAGGGCGACACUCAAAACCUCAAAGAGGAUAUAGUAAAAUACAAUGUUUUUGAUAUUAUUCAGCCAUCACCACAAAAUCCUAAACAUGAAAACAUAGUUUUUAAUAGCGACAAUCCGUUAAAAAAUGUUGUGUUGCCGCCUAUCGAUUUCUGUGAUGCUCACAAAUACAAUCGUUUUCAAGAAGAGAAGGGCGAUGACGAUACUAAAAAUAAAACGAGGCAAUCAUCAUGUAAAAUGAUGGAAUAUGACAUAAUAGGUUUAAACAACCGAUCAUGUGUGAAUGAUGUCCCUAUUGACCAGAAAAUUGCCCAGCAUAUGAACAUCGUGUGUGGUCAAACUGCCAGUAGUGGUACAACAAAUAUGGAAGCAGAUGUCAUUAAACCAAACCAUGCAGAUAAAUCUGUCGAGCGCAUAGUACCUAAUCUAAAAGACAUAGAGGUAAACACAGUGGUUGCUAUGAAAGAAAACGAAGAACUCAUUCAUAGCUCCGCUUUGAUUUUGGUUGAUGAAAGAUUAACCGAUAGCGAGUUUAAAAUGAACAUUGAAAUGUUAACGAAACCGUCAAGCAAGGAAGUUUCCAGCAAAAUUUCACCCGUAAAAGUAUUAUUUAGAAAUGAAAGGGACACUAAGUUUAUCGAAAAAGAUUCAGAGGCAACUUCAAGUGAGGAGAUUCGCACCAUAGACUUAGACGCCAAAACAAGGAAACGUAGUUUUAGUCCGACAAGACCGACCAGCUACGCCCUACCAAAUGUUGAAGUUACACCAAAGCCUAUAAGCAAAAUGCAAAAAAUGUCUAACAGUCCACUAAGUAAAUCUACUAACAAUAAAAUUGACGACGAAAUUAUGCAGGUAGAUCUCGAGGAAGAGGAUGUUAAGACUUCCAAACAUGACAAAUCAAACGUAAAAUCAGCAUCAACUGAAAUAGUACAAAACAUAGAAAUACAAUAUAAUAGUUUCAAUAAAUCAAAAACGAAACCUAAGAUACUGCAUAAUUCUGAAUUAGAUGAAGGAAAGACGUCAGAAAAGAAAGAAGUUUUAAGACAACUGAGUAAAAAUACUAUUCCCGAUCCAAGUGUGACGAUAUCACAAGUGGUCUCUAGCAUUACCAGCCAAACAGUCGCUCCAUUGGAGAAAGACAGAGAGACUAAUGAUGUAGUGAUGUCCAGUUCUGAUGUCAAAGAAACUAUUAAAAUGUUGUCAUUUAUGGGCACACCGGAGUGCGAGUGGGAGCGGUCGGCGGAGGCGUGGUCGUUCCGCCUGCUGUGCGGGCGCGUACGUAUCUGCGUGCGCAUGGGCGUGGCCAGCGCAGCCGUCAGAUCACAAACGCCUGUCACUGCUGUUGAUGUUGAAGUCGCUAAGGCUGACGGAAACGACGCCAUAGCGAGUAUGUGCGUGAAGCUCGCCGCGGAGGCGAUGCGGUACGAGGCGGGCGGGGUGACACGCGCGGACGGCGUCGCGGCGCUGCUGCGGCGGUGCGUGCGCGUCGCGCGGCUCGCCCGCCGCUGGGCGCGCGCGAUGCGGGACGCGCACGCACAUCUCGCGUACACCGUGCUGCCUGACGGAGAUAUCUCGCUCAAGGUGGCGGUACUUCCGCUGCGGCGAGUAGUAGAGGCGAAACUCCAUGUCUCCCUAGCGGUGGGAUGCGAGCACGGCGCCGCCUACCCGCGCGCGGACCGCCUCACCCUGGGGGCGGAGUCCGAGCGGGGGGCGGGGCCGGACCUCGCCCGUCUCGCCCGCCUCGCCGAGCAGCCGGCAGACUGGGGACACGUGCCGAGGACUAUAUGGAAAGUCUUCAAAUACCUCAAGAACAGGACGAGGACUGAGGAACUACUCGGCUUCUGACUUCUACCGCGACUAUCAAGUAAUGUGUACGAACUAUUCCUAAGACUGAAUUUUAAUAAAAAUCUGCCUUUCA
Messenger RNA from Aricia agestis (brown argus), 7251 nucleotides. RefSeq lists its product as uncharacterized. The record is from RefSeq and is a predicted model, not a curated record. Bases 51 to 7178 code for a protein of 2375 amino acids. The transcript has 7 exons. Lineage: Eukaryota; Metazoa; Arthropoda; Insecta; Lepidoptera; Lycaenidae.